Diabrotica virgifera virgifera (western corn rootworm) is the source of this 1180-nucleotide messenger RNA. RefSeq names its product cathepsin L-like proteinase. The record is from RefSeq and is a predicted model, not a curated record. Gene Ontology annotation, molecular function: cysteine-type endopeptidase activity. NCBI's taxonomy places the organism in Eukaryota, Metazoa, Arthropoda, Insecta, Coleoptera, Chrysomelidae. The transcript has 5 exons. The coding region runs from base 16 to 1110 and encodes 364 amino acids. Gene Ontology annotation, cellular component: lysosome.
UCGAUAUUUGAUUGUAUGCAAAAUUGUUUUUUUUUCGUUGUGGAGUAUAGUUUUAGAAACACUCGAGAUAAUAUCAAAAGGAUCAAGAUUAAAAGAUUUACUAUAAAAGUUGUAUUAUUUCAUUACAUCGAUAAGUUAUAUUCUGUUGUUCUUAGUCAAAGAAAAAUCAGAAUGAAGCUGUUCAUCCUUGCUGCCCUCAUUGUGGCCACAAGUGCCAACCUAGGCGCCUUUGAAAAAUGGACCAGUUUUAAGGCAACACAUAACAAAUCCUACUCCCUUGUUGAAGACAAACUUCGUUUCGCAGUUUUCCAAGAAAACUUGAAGAAAAUCGAAGAACAUAAUGCCAAAUACGAGAACGGAGAAGAAACCUACUAUCUUGCCGUCAAUCAAUUUGCCGAUUGGUCCAGUGCUGAAUUUAAAGCUUUGUUGAAUUCUCAAAUUAUCAACAGACCAGAACUAUCCUUUAUCGAAACAUACGAAGCAGAUCCCAAUGUUGAACUUGCAAGUUCUGUUGACUGGAGAAACAAAGCUGUUUUGGGAGUCAAAAAUCAAGGAAGUUGUGGAUCUUGCUGGGCUUUCAGUGCCACAGGUGCUCUCGAAGGUCAACUUGCCAUUCACAAAAAUCAAAAGGUCCCACUAAGUGAACAAGAAUUGGUAGACUGUGACUCAUCAAACUCUGGUUGCAAUGGCGGUUUAAUGACAAAUGCCUUUGCAUAUGUUAAGAGCCACGGACUUGCAUCAGAAAAGCAAUAUGCUUACACCGGCAGAGAUGGUAGCUGCAAAAGAGGAUCAAGAACACUUUCUACUAUCAGUGGAUAUGUAAAUCUUGCCAAAACUGAAGCUGCACUGGCUAGUGCUCUUUCUAGCGUAGGUCCAGUAUCCAUAGCUGUAGAUGCAGAUACAUGGCAGCUUUAUGGAGGUGGAAUUUUCAACAAUAAAAAUUGUGGAACUAGCCUUAAUCACGGAGUUCUUGCUGUGGGAUACACUAAUGACGUCUUCAUCGUUAAAAACUCAUGGGGAACCAGCUGGGGUGAACUUGGUUACAUCAGAAUUAGUCGCGGUCACAACUUAUGCGGUCUUAACCAAAUGAACAGUUAUCCCAAAUUGUAAAUGAGAAUAAAUAAAUAAUAUACAUUAUAAAUAUGUAAGUUUGCAUAAAGAAAUAAAUAAAUAAAAAUUA